Anolis sagrei ordinatus is the source of this 3072-nucleotide messenger RNA. RefSeq names its product upstream stimulatory factor 2. Gene Ontology annotation, biological process: regulation of transcription by RNA polymerase II. Gene Ontology annotation, molecular function: DNA-binding transcription factor activity, RNA polymerase II-specific; protein dimerization activity; RNA polymerase II cis-regulatory region sequence-specific DNA binding. The record is from RefSeq and is a predicted model, not a curated record. Lineage: Eukaryota; Metazoa; Chordata; Lepidosauria; Squamata; Anolidae.
GCUGCUGCUGCUGCUGCUACCGCCGGAUUGCUGCAACGUUCCACCCGCUGCCGCUGCUGCUUUGCUGCUGUUGUGCAAAGGCGAGCAAGGCCCGGGCCUUUUGUCCGCCUCCCUUCUUCUCCUCCUCCUUCUCGCUCUCUCGCUCGCCUGCCUGCCUGCCUGCCUCCAUUGCCUCUCUCUCACGUGUCCCGGGCUCCCAGCUGGGAGGCGAGGAACCACAGGCUCGCUCUUUCCUCCUCACAUGACCCGAGUGUUUGUCCCCGUGAUCAGCGCCUCGGCUCCCGUGUCUGCGCCGCGUCCCUUCUUCUCCCCUUGCCUCCACCCGGCGUGAGGGGGGAAAGGAGAGAGAGAGAGAGAGAGAGAGAGCAGGGGAGCCGGGCCGGGCGCCUCUUUCCCCCCCUCCUCUCCUCUCCUCCCUCUCCCCUUCCCUCUCCCCUCCCCCCUCCCCCCCUUUCCCCCCUCCAUGGACAUGCUCGAUCCCGGCCUGGACACAGCCAACGCCGCCGCCGCCAACGCCGCCGCUGCCAGCCACGAGAAAGGACAAGAAAGUGAAGAGGGAGUCGAGCUGCAGGAAGGGGAUGGCACGAAUGCAGACGAACAGACGGCCGUGGCCAUCGCUAGCGUCCAGCAAGCGGCCUUCUCAGACCAUAAUAUCCAGUAUCAGUUUCGCACAGAGAACAAUGGAGGACAGGUGACAUACAGAGUAGUUCAGGUGACAGACAGUCAGCUGGAUGGACAAACAGAUGCAACGGGGGCAGUUAGUGUGGUCUCAACUGCAGCGUUUACAAGUGGCCAGCAAGCUGUUGCUCAGGCUGUGAUCCAGAACCCCUUCAGCAAUGGCGGGAGCCCAGCCGCAGACACCGUCAGCGGGGAGGCACGGUUUGCGUAUUUCCCUGCUUCCACGGUGGGAGACGCCACUGCAGUGUCGGUGCAGACGACAGAUCAGUCGCUGACACAGGCUGGAGUUAAUGAAGGCCUCUCCUGGACCCAAAAUGGCCCAGGAAUACCCCCAGAACAUGGGCAAUUCUAUGUAAUGAUGACGCCACAGGAUGUGUUGCAGACAGGAACGCAACGAACCAUCGCUCCUCGUACCCACCCCUAUUCCCCGAAAAUGGAUGGGACACGGACGCCACGGGAUGAAAGGCGAAGAGCUCAGCACAAUGAAGUUGAACGGAGGAGGCGGGACAAGAUCAACAACUGGAUCGUCCAACUAUCAAAAAUCAUUCCAGAUUGCAAUACAGAUAAUACGAAGACGGGAGCGAGCAAAGGAGGCAUCCUAUCCAAAGCCUGUGAUUACAUCCGUGAGCUGCGCCAGACGAAUCAGCGCAUGCAAGAAACCUUCAAAGAAGCUGAGAGGCUGCAGAUGGACAACGACUUGUUACAGCAGCAGAUUGAGGAGCUGAAGAAUGAAAACGCCCUUUUGAGAGCACAGUUGCAGCAACACGGAAUCGAGAUCGUGGGGGACACCCCGGGGCAGUAGCCCCCACCUCCACCCCCCAGUUUUUUUUUUUGCCAUUGCCUCUUCAUAUGGGAUUUCCCCCUGCGGUUCUCCUGCUCCUUUUUGUAUAAAAGACCCCCCCCCUCCCACAAUGAACCUUGUCUCACAUGGGGGUCAAAUAAAGGGGAGGGGGACAUUUGGGGGUGGUGCGGGGAGCCAGAUCACACGGACUGUUUGGCCCCAGUCCUUGCAACUGCUCCCAAAACCCCUCUUGCCUUCCUGCCCCAAAUACUCUUUCCUGUUCCCCCUUGCUGCCUCCCUCCUUUCCUUAGGAUAUAUUAAGGUUAAACAGACAAAAAUCUGCAUUUUUAUAGUAGAUUUUUAACACAGGCUAGCCAACUUUUUCUGCCCCUCUCCGCCCUAAUCAUGAGGGCCAGGGAAUAUUUCCCACUUUAGCUCUUCCAAUCUGUCGGAUCUCGUUUUCUCUCCAUUCCGAGACUUGUGCAGUUUCGAGUCUUGCUCCCGAGCGUCAGACGGACUGAUCCAUUUUGGUUAUGGCCAUGAACUGGGCAGGGGAAGGGGCUUGGUAACUCAGGUUUGGCUACCGAACUAGUGCUUUUGGCUUUCCUCUCUGCCUGUGUCCCCUCAGCUGUGAAGAUAUUCUCAGAAGAUCUGGAUUGCAGUCUGCAAGGCUUAAAUCGUCUUGCUUUAAGGUGCCCUGAAAGGAGUGUGCUUUCUGCAUUGGAAUACAUGGUGUGCUUUAACUUGCACAUCCCAUGUGCCGAUGCGCGGGUUGCAUUCAUUUUCAGCACUGACAGACUUCUGCAAUAGUUAGUUGGGGCUUAAUUUUGAUUUGCGUCAACAAGGCUUCUUGCUGACGUCUAUUUUGUGUGACAAACGUGGAAGAUUGGCACUCCAUUUUUGCCUCCUAGCUGUGUCUGUCCUUUCUCUCUUUCCACAUCAGAAUUUGUGUGUGUUUUUUUUUAAAGGCACAGUGGAAAAUAAUCCCAAAGCCUAUUUCAGCCUCAUCCCUCCUUCCCUUUCUUUCUCUCCUUGUAAGUAUUCUUUUAUUUUAUUAGUUUCGAGGUGCGUUUGUAUAGAGGUACGGUGUUUGUAUGAUAGUGGAAACCCAGGCCAUUAGGAAAAAAAAAAUUAGUGGUGGAUUGAAUUGACAACAGGGUUGCUUUUUGUGUGUUUUUUGAUAUUAUGUAAUUUUUUAAUUAAACUCCAGCAGUGUUUUAGGAUUUCAGGUCGAAACGAAAGAAUCAGGAGAUGCAUUUUUAAAAAGUCGUAGUCUCCAAUAUUUUGUGUUCCCCCCCCUCCCCUCCCCACCCCACACUUCCAAGAAAAGAAAAAUAAGAGAAAUUGUUGCUAAAAUGAUAAAUAAUUUUAUUGUAAUAGCAAGUACCUUAGGUUUGUUUUUUUUUAAAAAAGGAAAUAUCUAUAUAUACCAGACCCCAACAAAAAUAAUAAUAAUAAUCCAGAAUUGCAGCUGGAUUUGUAGCAAUUCUUUGUACUAUUCAGUCCUGCUCCAAGCCUUUUGAAUGUAAGGAGGAGGAGGAGGGAAGAGGUUUAAAUCAAGGGAAAAAAGCAAAUGGUAUAUAUAAAUAUAUAUAUAAAAGAAGAUUAAUGAA